GCCGCCGAGCCCGCUCUCCCUUCGGGAUAACCCCCCCACUCUCUAAGCUUAGAUUCGCCUGGCCGCCGCUGCUCCUCCCCCCCCGGCUUCUGUGGCACUUUAUUGGGGGGGGCGUGCUCUUCCUUUCCACCUCCCUUCUUUCGAGGACGAGCGAAAAUAAUAAGUGACAACAACACUAAACUCUCGAGUCGGUGGAAGGGACGCAGCUCUGGAAGCUGCGGAGUGUGAAUUCCCGAGGAGGCUCCUUUCCCUCUCCAAACCCCGCCGCUGCCCCCUCGCCCGGCAGGACCGGGCACGGAAUUUGCAACACUUCUCUUUUUUUCCUCCCACCCCUCCUGCCCUUCCCGUUCGACGUCCCCAGUUCGGUCGGCCAAGCGGGCGGUGCUGCCUUUCGCCUCGGCGCUCUUGGGCUGACUGAGAAGAGAGGAGGAGGGAAAGUCCGAGUUGAGGCGCCUCGGUGAAUAAUUGAAUGUAUAGAAGAAUUCCAGGUGGUAUUAUCUGACGUGCAUACAGAAGGAAUGAAGCAUGGAUGUGAAAGAACGCAGACCUUAUUGCUCCCUGACAAAGAGCAGAAGAGACAAGGAAAGGCGUUAUACAAAUUCUUCCACAGAAAAUGAAGAAUGCAGAGUGCCUACUCAGAAGUCCUACAGUUCAAGUGAAACCUUGAAAGCUUUUGAUCAUGAUUCUUCCAGACUGCUGUAUGGAAAUCGGGUAAAAGAUUUAGUUCCCAGGGAAUCUGAUGAAUAUACCAGACAAGGACAGAAUUUUACCCUAAGACAGUUAGGAGUUUGUGAACCAGCGACUCGAAGAGGACUGGCAUUUUGUGCUGAAAUGGGGCUUCCCCACAGAGGUUACUCUAUCAGUGCAGGGUCAGAUGCUGACACUGAAAAUGAAGGAGUGAUGUCUCCAGAGCAUGCCAUGAGACUAUGGGGCAGGGGGGUGAAAUCAGGCCGCAGCUCCUGUCUCUCAAGUCGUUCCAACUCAGCUCUUACUUUAACUGAUACAGAGCAUGAAAACAAGUCCGACAGUGAAAAUGGCACUGCUCAGUCCACCCUAUGUUGGAAUACUGCAUAUCAUGAUGAGGAUCUAAUCCUGAUUGGAGAUACUGAAUGCCACGAAAAUACAAGUCCUCCCAUGCCAUCUUCUUCAUCUAGUCAAUCCGUUAUUGAACAUUUACAUUCCCCUCCUCCAUCUCCAAAUCUCCAUGACAACCAGAGAUGGUUGCUAAGUACUAGUGCUAUCCAGCCAGUUCAGGACUCUGACACUGAUGAGGACUAUACUGCCAGCUCUUACCUAGUACAGACCGGUCCUGUUUCAGUUUUUGCCUCAGGUCAUGAGCAACCUCCAAAUAACCAAGGCCAGUCGACCCUGCAACCUUUGCCACCUUCUCACAAGCAGCAUUCAGCACAGAAUCACCCAUCUAUCACCUCCCUUAACAGAAACUCACUGACAAAUAGGAGGAACCAGAGUCCGGCCCCGCCGGCUGCUUUGCCCGCCGAGCUGCAAACCACACCCGAGUCGGUCCAGCUGCAGGACAGCUGGGUCCUUGGCAGUAAUGUGCCACUGGAAAGCAGGCAUUUCCUAUUCAAAACAGGAACAGGGACAACACCACUGUUCAGUACUGCAACACCGGGUUACACAAUGGCGUCUGGCUCAGUUUAUUCCCCUCCUACACGACCACUACCUAGGAACACCUUAUCAAGAAGUGCUUUUAAAUUUAAGAAGUCUUCAAAGUACUGUAGCUGGAAAUGUACAGCACUCUGUGCUGUUGGGGUGUCUGUGCUUCUGGCAAUACUGCUAUCUUAUUUUAUAGCAAUGCAUCUAUUUGGCCUCAACUGGCAAUUACAACAGACUGAAAAUGACACGUUUGAAAAUGGAAAAGUGAAUUCUGAGACUGUGCCAACACACACUGUAUCAUUACCUUCUGGUGAAAAUGGUAAAUUAGGAUUUACACAGGAAAAUAACACUAUAGAUUCUGGAGAACUUGAUAUAGGUCGAAGAGCAACACAAGAUGUUCCACCUGGGAUCUUCUGGCGGUCACAAGUCUUUAUUGAUCAACCACAGUUUCUAAAAUUCAAUAUCUCCCUUCAGAAAGAUGCUUUGAUUGGAGUAUAUGGCCGAAAAGGUUUACCACCUUCACAUACGCAAUAUGAUUUUGUAGAACUUUUGGAUGGGAGCCGAUUGAUUGCAAAGGAGCAGCGUAACCUUCUUGAGACAGAGAGAGCAGGCAGACAGACAAGAUCUGUUAGCCUUCAUGAAGCAGGGUUCAUUCAGUAUUUGGAUGCUGGGAUCUGGCACCUGGCUUUUUACAAUGAUGGAAAAAAUGCAGAGCAAGUGUCUUUUAAUACGAUUGUUAUAGAGUCUGUGGUUGAAUGCCCUCGAAAUUGCCAUGGAAACGGAGAAUGUGUUUCAGGAUCAUGCCAUUGUUUUGCUGGCUUUCUUGGCCCCGAUUGUUCAAGAGCAGCCUGCCCAGUAUUGUGUAGUGGCAAUGGGCAGUACUCCAAAGGACGUUGUUUAUGCUAUAGUGGUUGGAAGGGUACAGAGUGUGAUGUGCCUACCACCCAGUGCAUUGACCCUCAAUGUGGAGGUCGUGGGAUUUGUAUUAUGGGCUCUUGUGCCUGCAACUCUGGUUACAAAGGAGAAAACUGUGAAGAAGCUGAUUGUUUAGAUCCAGUCUGUUCAAAUCAUGGUGUAUGUAUCCACGGAGAGUGUCAUUGUAAUCCGGGUUGGGGUGGUAACAACUGUGAAAUACUGAAGACAAUGUGUCCGGACCAGUGUUCUGGCCAUGGCACGUAUCUACAAGAAAGUGGCACUUGUAAUUGUGAUCCUAAUUGGACUGGCCCUGAUUGCUCUAAUGAAAUCUGCUCUGUUGACUGUGGUGCUCACGGUGUCUGCAUGGGUGGAACAUGUCGAUGUGAAGAAGGUUGGGCUGGAGCAUCUUGCAAUCAAAGAGCAUGCCAUCCUCGGUGUGCUGAACAUGGAACUUGUAAAGAUGGGAAAUGUGAAUGCAACCAAGGCUGGAAUGGCGAGCACUGCACAAUUGCUCACUAUUUGGAUAAAAUAGUUAAAGCAGACAAGAUAGGAUAUAAAGAGGGAUGCCCUGGCCUGUGUAAUAGUAAUGGAAGAUGUACUCUUGACCAAAAUGGCUGGCAUUGUGUUUGUCAGCCUGGAUGGAGGGGAGCAGGAUGUGAUGUCGCCAUGGAAACUUUAUGUACUGACAGCAAGGACAAUGAAGGAGAUGGAUUAGUUGACUGCAUGGAUCCUGACUGCUGUUUGCAGAGUUCCUGCCAAAACCAGCCUUACUGUCGAGGAUUGCCUGACCCACAAGAUAUUAUUAGCCAAAGUCAGCAAUCACCAUCUCAGCAAGCUGCUAAAUCCUUUUAUGAUCGGAUCAGUUUUCUUAUAGGACCAGAAAGCACGCAUGUUAUUCCUGGGGAAAGCCCGUUCAAUAAGAGUCUUGCAUCUGUUAUAAGGGGUCAAGUAUUAACAGCAGAUGGAACACCACUAAUUGGAGUUAAUGUCUCCUUUUUACAUUAUCCAGACUUUGGUUAUACAAUCACUCGUCAAGAUGGAAUGUUUGACUUGGUGGCAAAUGGUGGUGCAUCAUUAACUUUAGUGUUUGAACGAUCACCAUUCCUUACUCAGUACCAUACAGUCUGGAUUCCCUGGAACGUCUUCUAUGUCAUGGACACCCUUGUCAUGAAGAAGGAGGAGAAUGACAUUCCUAGCUGUGAUCUGAGUGGGUUUGUGAAACCAAAUCCCGUAAUUGUGUCAUCACCUUUAUCUACCUUGUUCAGGAUCUCCCCCGAAGACAGCCCUAUUAUUCCUGAGACACAGGUGCUCCAUGAAGAAACUGCAAUUCCAGGAACUGAUCUGAAAUUGUCAUACUUAAGCUCCCGAGCGGCGGGGUAUAAAUCUGUACUUAAGAUCACAAUGACACAGUCUGUGAUACCAUUUAAUUUAAUGAAAGUUCAUCUCAUGGUGGCAGUAGUAGGAAGACUUUUCCAAAAAUGGUUCCCUGCAUCCCCAAAUUUGGCUUAUACAUUUAUAUGGGAUAAAACUGAUGCAUAUAAUCAAAAGGUCUAUGGUUUAUCUGAAGCUGUUGUAUCUGUUGGUUAUGAAUAUGAAUCUUGUUUGGAUCUAACACUGUGGGAAAAACGGACAGCCAUUCUACAAGGUUAUGAACUGGAUGCCUCCAACAUGGGUGGAUGGACACUGGACAAACACCAUGUAUUAGAUGUUCAAAAUGGAAUCCUAUAUAAAGGCAAUGGGGAAAAUCAGUUUAUCUCUCAGCAACCACCAGUUGUCAGUAGUAUAAUGGGUAAUGGCCGACGGCGCAGCAUUUCUUGCCCAAGUUGCAAUGGUCAAGCAGAUGGCAAUAAACUCUUGGCUCCAGUUGCCCUAGCUUGUGGAAUUGAUGGAAGUCUGUAUGUAGGAGAUUUCAACUAUGUUCGACGGAUAUUCCCAUCUGGAAAUGUAACAAGUGUACUUGAACUAAGAAAUAAAGAUUUUAGACAUAGCAGUAAUCCCGCUCAUAGAUAUUAUCUUGCAACCGAUCCAGUCACAGGAGAAUUGUAUGUUUCUGAUACAAAUACAAGACGGAUUUAUCGUCCAAAAUCACUUACAGGAGCAAAAGAUCUGACAAAAAAUGCUGAUGUAGUAGCAGGGACUGGAGAACAGUGCCUUCCAUUUGAUGAAGCACGAUGUGGCGAUGGUGGCAAGGCUGUAGAAGCUACUCUGAUGAGUCCGAAAGGAGUGGCAGUAGAUAAGAAUGGAUUAAUCUAUUUUGUUGAUGGGACUAUGAUCAGGAAAGUGGACCAAAAUGGAAUAAUAUCAACAUUACUUGGUUCAAAUGAUCUGACUUCCGCGCGACCAUUAACAUGUGAUACCAGCAUGCAUAUCAGCCAGGUACGUCUAGAGUGGCCAACAGAUUUAGCUAUCAACCCAAUGGAUAACUCCAUAUAUGUGCUGGAUAACAACGUAGUGCUUCAAAUUACAGAAAAUCGGCAAGUCCGUAUAGCUGCUGGAAGACCAAUGCACUGCCAGGUUCCUGGAGUGGAAUAUACAGUAGGAAAACAUGCAGUACAAACUACCUUAGAAUCAGCCACGGCUAUUGCUUUGUCUUAUAAUGGGGUGCUUUACAUUACAGAAACAGAUGAAAAAAAGAUAAACAGAAUAAGACAAGUAACAACUGAUGGAGAAAUCUCAUUAGUUGCUGGAAUACCUUCUGAAUGUGAUUGCAAAAACGAUGUUAACUGUGACUGCUAUCAAAAUGGUGAUGGCUAUGCUAAAGAUGCCAAACUCAGUGCCCCUUCUUCCUUAGCUGUAUCACCUGAUGGAACACUGUAUAUUGCAGAUCUUGGAAAUAUUCGAAUAAGAGCUGUGUCAAAGAACAAACCAUUGCUGAAUUCCAUGAACUUUUAUGAAGUUGCCUCUCCAACUGAUCAGGAGCUCUAUAUCUUUGAUGUCAAUGGCACUCAUCAGUACACAAUGAGUUUAGUCACAGGAGACUAUCUUUACAAUUUUAGCUACAGUAAUGAUAAUGAUAUAACUGCAGUUACUGACAGCAAUGGAAAUACCCUUCGAAUUAGGCGUGACCCCAAUCGGAUGCCAGUAAGGGUAGUAUCUCCAGACAAUCAAGUCAUCUGGUUAACCAUAGGAACCAACGGUUGCUUAAAAAAUAUGAUAGCACAAGGACAGGAACUAGUCUUGUUUACAUAUCAUGGCAACAGUGGCCUCCUAGCAACUAGAAGUGAUGAAAUUGGAUGGACAACAUUUUUUGACUAUGACAGUGAAGGCAGAUUGACCAAUGUCACAUUUCCAACUGGAGUGGUCACUAAUCUACAUGGAGAAAUGGAAAGGGCUAUUACUGUAGACAUUGAAUCAUCUAGCAGAGAGGAUGAUGUCAGCAUCACUUCAAAUCUAUCCUCAAUUGAUUCUUUCUAUACAAUGGUCCAAGAUCAAUUAAGAAAUAGCUACCAGAUUGGAUAUGAUGGGUCUCUCAGAAUCAUCUAUGCCAGUGGUCUGGAUACACACUACCAAACAGAACCACAUGUUUUAGCAGGUACAGCCAAUCCAACUGUAGCAAAAAGAAAUAUGACUCUUCCUGGAGAAAACGGACAGAAUUUAGUGGAGUGGAGAUUUCGAAAAGAACAAGCACAAGGCAAAGUGAAUGUGUUUGGCCGUAAGCUCAGAGUUAAUGGUAGGAACCUCCUUUCAGUUGACUUUGAUCGGACUUCAAAGACAGAGAAGAUUUAUGAUGAUCACCGUAAAUUUCUACUGAGAAUCGCCUAUGAUACUUCAGGCCAUCCAACUCUCUGGUUCCCAAGCAGCAAGCUUAUGGCUGUCAAUGUUACCUAUUCAUCUACAGGUCAAAUUGGUAGCAUCCAACGAGGCACUACUAGUGAAAAAGUCGAUUAUGAUGGACAGGGAAGGAUUGUAUCUAGAGUAUUUGCUGAUGGUAAAACAUGGAGUUACACAUAUCUUGAAAAGUCAAUGGUUCUCUUACUGCAUAGCCAACGGCAGUAUAUCUUUGAAUAUGACUUACUGGAUCGGCUUUCUGCAAUAACCAUGCCCAGUGUAGCUCGCCAUACUAUGCAGACUAUCCGUUCUAUUGGCUACUAUCGGAACAUCUAUAAUCCUCCAGAAAGCAAUGCCUCUGUCAUCAUGGACUACAAUGAAGAAGGACAGUUGUUACAAACUGCUUUCUUGGGCACAAGCCGGAGAGUCUUGUUCAAAUAUCGAAGGCAGACCAGGCUUUCUGAAAUUCUAUAUGAUAGCACAAGAGUGAGUUUUACUUACGAUGAGACAGCAGGAGUUCUGAAAACAGUAAACCUCCAGAGUGAUGGCUUUAUUUGCACCAUUAGAUACAGGCAAAUUGGUCCAUUGAUUGACAGGCAGAUUUUCCGCUUUAGUGAAGAUGGAAUGGUAAAUGCCCGAUUUGACUACAGCUAUGACAAUAGCUUCAGAGUGACUAGCAUGCAAGGUGUUAUCAAUGAAACUCCAUUGCCUAUUGAUCUCUACCAGUUUGAUGACAUAUCUGGAAAAGUUGAGCAGUUUGGAAAAUUUGGGGUUAUUUAUUAUGAUAUUAAUCAGAUAAUUUCAACAGCUGUAAUGACUUACACAAAACACUUUGAUGCUCAUGGUCGCAUAAAGGAAAUUCAGUACGAAAUAUUCCGUUCACUUAUGUACUGGAUUACAAUUCAGUAUGACAACAUGGGCCGAGUAACUAAAAGAGAAAUUAAAAUAGGCCCAUUUGCUAACACUACCAAGUAUGGUUAUGAAUAUGAUGUUGAUGGCCAGCUACAGACAGUUUACCUUAAUGAGAAAAUAAUGUGGCGCUACAACUACGAUUUGAAUGGCAAUCUCCACUUGUUGAAUCCAAGUAAUAGUGCUCGAUUGACACCACUGCGAUAUGAUCUAAGGGACAGAAUCACUCGACUUGGUGAUGUUCAAUACCGGUUAGAUGAAGAUGGAUUCCUGCGACAGAGGGGCACUGAGAUAUUUGAAUACAGUUCAAAGGGCCUCCUUACCAGAGUUUAUAGCAAAGGCAGUGGAUGGACAGUGAUAUAUCGUUACGAUGGACUUGGAAGACGUGUUUCCAGUAAAACCAGCCUGGGACAGCAUCUUCAAUUUUUUUAUGCAGAUCUCACAUAUCCAACAAGAAUAACUCAUGUGUAUAAUCACUCAAGCUCUGAAAUCACCUCUCUCUAUUAUGACUUGCAAGGACAUUUAUUUGCCAUGGAGAUUAGCAGUGGAGAUGAGUUUUACAUCGCCUCAGACAACACUGGAACCCCGCUGGCUGUUUUCAGUAGUAAUGGUCUAAUGCUGAAGCAGAUUCAAUAUACUGCCUACGGCGAAAUCUAUUUUGAUUCUAACCUUGAUUUCCAGUUGGUGAUAGGAUUCCAUGGAGGUCUUUAUGACCCACUAACCAAACUAAUUCAUUUUGGUCAAAGAGAUUAUGACAUACUGGCAGGCCGUUGGACUACACCUGAUAUUGAAAUUUGGAAAAAAAUAGGGAAAGAUCCAGCUCCUUUUAACCUGUACAUGUUUAGAAAUAACAAUCCAGCCAGCCGAAUACAUGAUGUGAAAGAUUAUAUCACAGAUGUUAACAGCUGGCUGGUGACAUUUGGUUUUCAUCUACACAAUGCGAUCCCAGGUUUCCCUGUGCCUAAAUUUGAUUUAACUGAACCCUCCUAUGAACUUGUGAAGAGCCAGCAAUGGGAUGAUGUACCGCCAAUUUCUGGAGUGCAACAAGAAGUGGCAAGGGAAGCAAAGGCUUUCCUAUCCCUAGGAAAGAUGGCAGAAGUCCAGAUCAGCAAACGCAGACCUGGUAGUGAGAAAUCCUGGUUGUGGUUUGCAACUGUGAAAUCUUUGAUUGGAAAAGGAGUAAUGCUUGCUGUCAAUCAAGGCAAAGUACAGACCAAUGUGCUUAACAUUGCAAAUGAGGAUUGUAUCAAAGUGGCAGCUGUUCUGAAUAGUGCAUACUACUUGGAAAACCUGCACUUCACUGUUGAGGGAAAGGACACGCAUUAUUUCAUUAAAACUACUUCACCUGAGAGUGACCUGGGCACGUUGAGAUUGACGAGUGGCCGGAAAGCACUGGAGAAUGGCAUCAAUGUCACAGUUUCCCAGUCCACCACGGUAGUGAAUGGCAGGACUCGUAGGUUUGCUGAUGUUGAAAUGCAGUACGGUGCACUGGCUCUUCAUGUCCGCUAUGGCAUGACCCUUGAUGAGGAGAAGGCACGGAUAUUAGAACAGGCUAGGCAAAGGGCUCUCUCCAAUGCCUGGGCCAGAGAACAGCAACGAGUAAGAGAUGGAGAGGAAGGGGCCAGGCUAUGGACAGAAGGGGAAAAGAGGCAACUUUUGAGUGCUGGAAAAGUUCAAGGAUAUGAUGGGUACUAUGUACUCUCUGUUGAGCAAUACCCCGAAUUAGCUGACAGUGCUAACAAUAUACAGUUUCUUAGGCAAAGUGAGAUUGGAAAGAGGUAACACAUUGGUUGAGCUUGGCCUGCCAAAGAGACGGACCCUGUGCCAGUGUCUUCUAAGAGGGGAGACCAAAUAGUUUGCUGCAUUAUUACUUGAGCCUAAAUAUACAUCUUUGCUCAGAUUUUUCUGUAGCACAAUCUGAAUGGACUCUACAACAAAGAGAGAGCCUUCCAGAAGAAUGAUAAUAUUAAAAAGAAAAACUGGAGUUGUGUUUUUUUCUGAAUGACCUUAAAGGUGAUCUGCUUUAAAGAAUAUGUUUACAUAUGCAUAUCGCUGCACUCAAGUUGGACUGAAAGUACUAAAAAAGAAAGAUCUAAAGAGUUUCCAACUGGCUGAGUAUUCCAGUAACUAAGAAAGAAAGCGAUAACAGUGUUUCCAAAUAUUACUAAAUUGUUGACUUUUACUUACAAGAAUUAGUCUUUUUUCCUCCUCCUCCUCCUCUUCCUUCUCCCCCUUCCUCCUCCUCCUCUUCUCUCCUGCUCACUCCCUUUCUCUGCCUAGGAUGUGGUAUAUAAUCUCUGUUCAUGUUAAGCGGAGGACAAGACUCUUUGUGUAUGGACACCCCAAUGGCUUUAACAGUGCUGCUUUUUGAAAGGACACUGGCACAAGCAAUUUAUUCUACAAUCAAAAUUUGGUAAUGGAUUUUACGGUGAUCAUGGGGUUUACCUUGGGGAAAACGGCAAAUAGAAUUCUUGUCACAGAGAAGCAAAGGAAGCUUGAUUUUUUUGUAAAUUAUGUGAGACAAGUUGUUUAUGGAUUUUUAUAUGAAUUACAAUUUACUGUACAUCAAAUAUUAGUCUCAGAGGAGUUAAUUUAUGUAAAGUGUUUAAAAAAGUUUAUACUUAAAUAAAAUAAUAAAAAUAUGCAGUGUGUGAAUUUUUUAAAAGAAUUGCACCUUUUAUUAUGUUAUAGCUGUACAGUAUUAAGAGGUAUAAUGUAGAGAUAUAACAGUGUACAACAGUUGGAUAGAAGUGUUAAUAUUUUUGUAUUAACUUUAACAUGGUGUGUUUUUCUCUUUGGAUUACUUCUGAGAAAGGAUGGAGAAAUCACAGACUAGAAGGAAACGGAGUUGCCACUCUUUUUCCUCCCUCCCUCCCUCCCUCUCUCUCUCUCUCUCUCUCUUUGCUUGAGCCCUGGCAAGCAUGGUUGCAUCAGUCACUGCUAAAAGGAAGGAAGAACAAUUCAGCAAGACUCAUUUGUUACCAUAAAAGACUUUUGUAGGCUGGACAUGCCUUGUUCUCUUUCAGAGCUCAAGGUGUAAUUAUUCUUUUUACAGCUUUCUAAUGUGUGGGGUUUUUUUAAAAAAAAAAUGGGAUGUGAAGUUGUGUUAUGUCAUAAGAGGAACAUUUCCAUACUUCUUUACACAGGAGUAAAUUCCUUUGUGGGAUUUAUUUUUGAUAAAUAAAUUUAGGGCUGGAAGCUCAGAUAUUUAGAGGUUCAUGAAGGCAAGUUGAUGCUGUUCUAAACAUACAGAAUUGGUUCUUACAAUAUGUUUAACUGAGUAAGCUGGAAGUUAAUUAUAUAAUGGAAAUACUAUAUCUGGUCAACCAUGUUGGAAUUAAUAAACAUGGAGUAAUUAGCUCUUUUGUCUUUUGAGGAUUAAGCAACAUCCUAUAGAAGCCUCAUAAAACAGGGUCUUUUAAGGUAGUUUCUAUGGAAGUUUUCAUAAAUACAUCCCUUAGACACAGGAGAGAAUGAGAAACAAGCAAGUCCCAUGCCGGCUGGUGAGAGAGCAAUAACUGAGUUGCUUGUGUCUGGGAACUUGUGAGUCUUUUCGGUUUGUUUAGUUUUGGUUUGGUUCUCUGCAUGUGUGAAAAAGACAUACUCAAUUCUCUUCUGGAAGAAAGAAAAAAAUAGAAUUCUAUCUGGGGCGAUGGAACAAAAAGAAAGUUACCCUAUCAAGUAAAAAAAAUUGAAAAAAUCCAAUAAAUUGAUAAUUUUAGGAUAUCUAAUCAGCAUUUAUGGGUAUCGUAAUGUUUAAGACUUGCCUAUAAAGACACGUGUUAGGACUUGAGAUGUGCUGAUAGAAGAAUUUAAUGUAAAGCGUGCAUAAUUUUCUUAAACCAGGUUAUAGUAUCAGAUCUCUCCUGUUGAAUACCUGAAAACAUCAACCAAAAGGAAUAUUUCUGAAUGGUUUCUAAAUAUAUCUCCAUCAUUGAUAAAAUCCAGGAUGGAACAUAAUUUUCAUGCCAAAUGCCAGCCUCGCACAUUGUUGGUCCAGCACUUUCUUAUUAACAAAUCAAUCAAAAUACCUGUCUCAAGAAGUUUAACAUACUUAAAAAUUCUGUAUUGACUACCUUUUCACUUUUUUCUAGUUAGUUUGUUAGUGCAGAAGUUCGUGUAAAAACUUGAAAUGCUUAGCUUCCAUUUAAAAAAACCCUUCAGGCGCAAAAAAAUAUUGGCAGUUUCUGGUAACCCUCUUAUGGAAAAACACAUUAAAACAAUAUUUUUAUCCCCAAUCCUUUUUUAUAAGUAUAAUAAUACAACUUAACUUGCAAUUGAGCUGAAUGUUGCAUGAUUUGAAAAUACAUUUAAACUUUUUAUCGGUAUUAGUAUUGCAUAAUUUAUAUGUGGGAAGGAAAAAGGAAAAUCUCAAAGGCCUAAUUUCUCUCUUACAUCCUUCGUACUAUUUUCAGCAGCAUAUAUUCAAAAAUAUUAUUUAUUUGGGGAAAACUAGUCCAUUUUCAUUUUUCUGUGCUAAAAAAUCAAGAUAGAAAUGCCAGUUAAAUACAUCUGAAACAUGUAAAGAAAUUACAUAGAUGAUUUUUUUUAAUUGUUUUCUAAUUGCUUUCUGCACUGAGAUUCUGUAAUAGACUUGUGCUUUCAAUUACACAGUGUGUAUCUUGUCAAAGAAUUAUGGAAUGAUCAAGCAAGCCACAGUAGUAUUACUUACCUGUGUCCUGUUGGACACAACCUAUAGAAUAACAAUCUAGACAUUUAGAACAAGUGUUAUUUUAUUACAUUUAAAGUGUAAAAAAAUACUUUAUUGUUAUUUUUCAGACACAAAGAAUCCAAAUUUAGAAAUUAGAAUUUAAAAAAUGCUGAUCAGUGCCAUUAUUUCCUAUCUAAGUUUAAAUCUCAGAACAGCCUGUCUAUAGUUCUGUUGGGUAGAAUUGCAGAGGAUUUUUUUGAAAGCACUGGGUUUUCUGUUCUUUUGGGCUCAUACUGGAAAUACAGUAAUAUGCUGUUUAAUAGAAAUACUGCAACAGAUCUGGUGUAUGACAAGUUGGAAUAGCACUAAGAUUUCUGUUGAUGUGUCCUUGUGCUUUCACAAAUAACCGAAACUUUUAUCUGUUAGCUCAAAUUGAAUGAUGGCCAAUUAACCUUCAUAGGUUUUUAGUAGAUCUUUUUCAUACUGUAAAAAAAUAUCUGAUAUGUUCCUACAUGACAUAGUGACUGUGGGGAAAAUGUAAACAAGUUUUUUUUUAAAUUAAAAUCUGUAUUAAAGUAAUUAGCCUUUGGAAAUUCAGAGUAUUUUAGGCAAAGCCAGUCAAAAUGUUUUCAUGCAAUUUUGAAAUGUAUUUUUUGUCCAAUUUGUAUUGUUCUUUUCAUUUGCCUUCCAAACUUUAUAUGUAUCCUGAAGUUUUCCACAACUUGAUGACUAUAGAUUGCAUCUAGGCUUUCCAAUAAAAGCCAAGCCAAUGUG
Messenger RNA from Pantherophis guttatus, 12634 nucleotides. The record is from RefSeq and is a predicted model, not a curated record. Lineage: Eukaryota; Metazoa; Chordata; Lepidosauria; Squamata; Colubridae.